UCCUCUGCCUUUUAUAUAUUUGUGUCCAUGAACACAAAUCAACAGAUUGAAAUUCGUGACUAUAUCACGAAAUGCCGUAAAACUUUGUUGGCCAUUCUGAAAGUCCAUAAUUAAGGGUUUGAUUUGUGCAUGAUGGCACCCAGAUCAUUUGAAGAUCAGACCUUUCAUUUCUAGAGCAAUAAACAUGGGGUUGUGGCUCUUGGUCAAAUAAAACAAAUGUGCUUUAUGUAUUAUACUGAUACUGCAAAUGUUUUAAAAUAUUGCUGCAUGGUCAGUUUUAUUUUCGUUGCCAACAGUUGCAUUAUUCUGCGUCUAUAUAAUGUCGUGCACAAAUAUGUCAGUGACUAAUAAAAUAGAAACCUCCACAGGGUUAAUAGUUUAUGCAGAGAUUCUGAAAGGCAAACCACAGUAACCACAUCCAUUUUGUAACAUCCGAGGCUCAACUUUUAUCUCCUCUAAUAUGUCUUGGCUGGAGGGCACUGGAAGCUAAUGUGAACGCUUUGCACUCCUUCCACCUACACUAAAAUCUUUAAAAUGCUUCUUUGGCUAUCAAGAUUUCCACAGGGUGUGUUUGUCCUAACAGGGCUUAUGCAAAUUCAGCAAAUCUGGAGCUAUCCUUCCGUUUUUCCUGUUGGCUUGUUGCAAUCAUUAGUUCUCCACCUACACCGAUUUGGACGAUCCGUAGCCGUUAGCACCUGGUCUGCAGAAUUUUACUGUAAGUCUUCAGCAGGAAAUACAUGCUUGUCUCAAACACCAUCCCUUUGUGAUGAUGUCCCUGUUUUCCUCCUUGCCUAAGGGCUAGUGACCUCCACAUGCAGGGGGUAGCCAAGAUUCCUGGAAUGUUAAUGGCUAUCUGGAUUGGACCUGGAGUUGUGUAAUAGUGAGAACUAAAAAGGGGAGGGGACGGAUCUGACAUACCAUGAGAAGCAGUGAUUAUAAGUGCGCAGAACUACACAACCACCUGCAGUUGAAUGUGGAUUGAUCGUGCUGCUCCAGUUAACUUGCUUCAGCUCCUUUUAGACAAAAUUUGAUUGGAAUCCAAAUCAAUGGCACUCUACGCCCUCCUCAUCUUCUCUAUUAGCUCGUCUGCUGUGCUGCAUGAAGGGCUUGGUUUGCCGGUGAUAAAUCAUUCUAGUGGAAAUGCCCCUCACAGACAGCGCACCAAACGAUGCUCUUGUAUUAAUCAGCUGGAUUCAGAAUGUCACUACUUCUGCCAUCUGGACAUCAUCUGGGUGAACACACCAGGUAAGAUUACUGUAUAUGGUCUGGGGAGUCCAUUGGCCCGACGCCGCAGAUCUACAGACCGCUGCUUCUGUGCCAAUCCUGCUGAUCAAACCUGUAACACCUUCUGCAUUCACAGCUCAAAGAGCAAUGCUGUCCUGCCGAGGAGCUUCUCUGACCCACUGCAGGAAAAUUCAGACGCCCUGGUUGCCUUGGAAAACCUAAAAAAUGCUGAUUCAGGAAUAGAGGUCACAGAGGGUUCUAUAAAUGAAGCUCCUGUUGAAUUGCUGACAUUCCUCCGGAAUUUGUUGAGAGCUAAAUCCAGGGCUAUGAAGAUGGUUGCUACUGCCAGGCAAAAAAGCUUUAGGGCCCAUAAACCAGGCCUGAGGUAAAGCUUUCUUGUAAACAGUAGAGAGAAACUCGAGCACCCGAACAAAACACAACCUCGUGGACUGUGGGGUACAUGGAUGAAGAUGUCAGAUGCAGAAGGCAAUGCCUGGGAGAACAAACAGGCUGAAAAUAGCAAAACAGUGGAAGAGACUACAGGGGUGAAAUCUUUAAGUCAUGUAGAAAGGUCUGGAUACAGGAGUAGACAGGCAAGUGAUGAAAAAAAGGUCAGUGUGACUUAAAAGUCUAAAGAAGGUGAAUGUUGAGGUUCUUCCCUCACAGCAGGGAUGUAGGAUUAUUAGCUACAGUCAUGAAAAGCAAAAAUGAAUCUUUGACCACUGAAUAAGAUGCUGACACAAAUGAUUUUGGGUGAGAAGAGAAAACAAAGAAACGAUGUUAAUUGUCACAUUCUUCUAAAAAGGCAUUGCAAACAAGUAAUAGUGAUGAGAUAAGAAAAGCUAAAUGUCUUAAACAGACGGCAUUUGCAUAAAACAUAUCAGUCAAAACACUGAAUAUGGCCUGACGAUGUUGUAUAAUGAUUUUUUUUUUUUUUUGGCCAACUUGUUGAAAGUAGUUUUCUUUAUUCAUCUUAAUAAGUACCCAUGUGAUAUUUUUCAUGGUAACAGCUGUCAAUAGAUUUGUGUUUGCCGAAGAAGCGCAUAUCAAAUAAAGGAUGUUGAUAUAGUUUAGUUAGUUUAGUUAUAGUUUGGAGUUAGCAAGAAAACAUCAGCUGGAACUGAGCUGAAAAUCUAGAGCAGACAACAUCAGGAUAGCGGGAAAUAUCAUGAAAGAGCUUUUUAAUGUGAGUUUAAUGAGUGGCAUACAGUACAGACCAUAUUUCCUUUGCUUUCUUAGCUGGUAUUAGGCAAGCA
Messenger RNA from Silurus meridionalis, 2480 nucleotides. Its product is annotated as endothelin-2. Gene Ontology annotation, biological process: regulation of systemic arterial blood pressure by endothelin; regulation of vasoconstriction; intracellular calcium ion homeostasis. Gene Ontology annotation, molecular function: endothelin B receptor binding; hormone activity. Gene Ontology annotation, cellular component: extracellular region. The record is from RefSeq and is a predicted model, not a curated record. Lineage: Eukaryota; Metazoa; Chordata; Actinopteri; Siluriformes; Siluridae. Bases 1047 to 1613 code for a protein of 188 amino acids. The transcript has 5 exons.